AACAAACCGAGCGCGCCGAUUGGCUGGAAAUGACAUCACAUAGAAUUGUACUGUUUUUAGCUUCUGGAAACUGGAUGACUUCAUCUUUUUCCUCCCUCGCGCAGGUAUAGAUAUACAACAACAAAUAAUGUUAGAGGCGCAGACAGAGCGAAGAGAAGCACGGGAGCACAGCUACCGAGAAGAGAGAGAUCACACAGAGACUUCACGCGAUACAGGCUUGCUCUUGUUUGUGCUAUUUACAACGUUCAUCCAGCAGCUUCGUUGGACUUUUUCAACCUUUUUUUUUUUUUAUUUCCUACGCACUCUGCGGAUCCAUAACUGACUAAACUGGUUUUCGGAUUAUAUAAAUAUUUAGAGGAACUAUUUCUUAAAAAAAAAAAAAUCAAGAGAUGGUCUACUACAGGGACAGUCAGUCCGAGAGGCCACCUUUGUCUCGUAUUCUGCCGCAUCUCUACCUUGGUGCAGAGACUGACGUAACGCAGGAUGGUUUGUCCGACCGCGGCAUCUCAUACGUAUUAAGUGUGAGCCGAUGCUGCCCACAACCUUCAUUUCUGCCCCAGUCCCAGUACCUCCGUAUCCCAAUAGACGACUCCCUGCGGGAUGACCUGCUUCCUUGGAUCCCUCAGGCGUUGCACUUCAUUGAUGGGGCCAUGUCAUGUGGCUGCUCAGUCCUGGUCCACUGUGCUGCAGGAAUCUCUCGGUCUCCAGCACUUGCUGUGGCUUACGUCAUGUAUAGCCUGAAAAUGGAUCUGGAUCAUGCAUACAGGUUUGUGAAAGAACGCAGACCCACAAUUUCGCCGAACUUUAACUUCUUGGGGCAGCUGCAGCUCUUCCAGGGAACGCUUUCUUUGAAGAAUAAUAACACAAACCUUCACUCUCAGCAGUCAGUCAAACCUUUGGAUAACUGCCUACAGCCCACCAAUGAAAAAAAUAACAGCAGUUCCACAGUGGCACUGUUAACUAACCUGAACCUUCAGAACAACAUUGACAACAACUGUAUUAUUAAUGGAUGUACUGAGGAUUCCAAAGCAAAUGUGCACUGUGAGAACAAGAACAACCAAAUGGAAAAUAUUCAGAGCCGAGGCCAACGCUGUGAGGUGAUGAAGCCAGAGUUUACCUUAUCUCUUUCAGACAAGCUCAGAGCGCUCACUCUCCGCACCAAUCCCGUAGAGGUACAAAGACCAGUCAACAUCACAUCUCAGACACAGCAGGAUGCACCAAAGUUCAACCUACCUAAGCCUACUUACCUUCAGAUUCCGUCUCUAGCGGAGAAACGCAAAAGUUUUCGGAUUAUAUAA
Molecule: messenger RNA, 1298 nt
Organism: Sinocyclocheilus anshuiensis
Lineage: Eukaryota; Metazoa; Chordata; Actinopteri; Cypriniformes; Cyprinidae
Product: dual specificity protein phosphatase 7-like
Exons: 6
Coding region: 390-1298 (302 amino acids)
Biological process (GO): peptidyl-tyrosine dephosphorylation; negative regulation of MAPK cascade
Cellular component (GO): cytoplasm
Molecular function (GO): protein tyrosine/threonine phosphatase activity; MAP kinase tyrosine/serine/threonine phosphatase activity; MAP kinase tyrosine phosphatase activity
Source: RefSeq, a predicted model, not a curated record